Etheostoma cragini (Arkansas darter) is the source of this 1440-nucleotide messenger RNA. It is a transcript of the gene ctbs, whose product is annotated as chitobiase, di-N-acetyl-. Gene Ontology annotation, molecular function: chitin binding; chitinase activity. Lineage: Eukaryota; Metazoa; Chordata; Actinopteri; Perciformes; Percidae. Gene Ontology annotation, biological process: chitin catabolic process; carbohydrate metabolic process. The transcript is spliced from 7 exons. The coding region runs from base 153 to 1232 and encodes 359 amino acids. The record is from RefSeq and is a predicted model, not a curated record. Gene Ontology annotation, cellular component: extracellular region.
GUAGGCCUACUACAAACAACCUCGCAGUGUACGCUGCUUGGAUGAAGUUUGUCCCUUGUGAGCCUCCUUACAGAAGCAAUUCGCUAACGUGAUUUGUUUACAGCUCAAAGUCUGACUGGUCCAUUGCGUUUGAACGUCCUCCUGCUUCAGAAAUGUUCUGGUGUUAUCUAUUUCUGUCGUUGGUCCUGGUGUGCCGGGCUACAGCGUGUCCCUGUGUGAGACCAGAACUCUGCCAACAGAUCCGCGAGGAGAGAGACUUUGAGGUGUUUGUGUUUGAUGUGGGUGGAAAGAUAUGGAAGUCUUACAACUGGAGCAUGGUGACGACAGUGGCGACGUUUGGAAAAUAUGAUGCUGAGCUCAUGUGUUACGCUCACUCAAAAGGAGCACGAGUUGUACUUAAAGGUGACGUUCACCUCUCCUACAUUGUGGAGCAACAUAACAGGACGGCGUGGAUAACCGAGAAGGUCAACUUGGCCAAGAUUCAAUUUAUGGAUGGGAUCAACAUCGACAUCGAACAAGCAGUAGACGAAGGCUCGCCAGAGUAUUAUGCUUUGACAGACCUGGUCAAAGAGACCACUGAGACCUUCCACAGGGAGAUCCCAGGUUCCCAGGUCUCAUUUGACGUUGCCUGGUCACCAAAUUGUAUUGACAAGCGCUGCUAUGAUUACGCUACCAUCGCGGAAUCCUGUGACCUGUGUUUUGUGAUGUCCUAUGAUGAACAGAGCCAGAUCACGGGGGACUGUAUUGCAAUGGCAAAUGCCCCACACUCUCAAACACUGAAUGGUUAUGCGCAGUUUUUGAGUCUGAAGAUCGAUCCAAAGAAGUUAGUGAUGGGAGUGCCAUGGUACGGCUAUGACUAUCCAUGCCUUAACUUUUCUCAGGAGGGAGUAUGUUUUAUAAUCAAAGUUCCUUUCCGUGGAGCCCCCUGCAGUGAUGCAGCUGGAACACAGAAAACAUACAAGUGGAUCAUGAAACAGGUCAACAGCUCAUUGUCCGGCAGGCUCUGGGACGACAAGCAGCAAGCUCCUUACUUCAAUUACAAGGACCAGAAAGGACAGAUUCAUCAGGUUUGGUAUGAUGACCCACAGAGUAUUUGUACCAAGGCAGAGUUGGUGAAAUCCAAAGGUUUGAGGGGCAUUGGCAUGUGGAAUGGCAACAUCUUGGACUACAGCGAUGAAAUGGUCGCCAGGCAGCAGUCCGCAAUGAUGUGGAAUGCACUCUUAGGAUGCUAGCUGGGAUGCACUUGACACUGCUGCAGAAGUUUACAUCACCCCUCCUGUUUGUUGCUAAGGCAAUAUAUAUCCCUUUGUAGCAGUAAUGGGGUGUGGCUUUCCUCUGUUCAGGGAUGCAUACUUUUACUUCAGAGUUUAUUGUGGUUUUUAUUGCUGUUGUUGUUGAAUGUAGUUACGUCUCAAACAUUCCUCUGUGCAAACUGGAAAA